GGGAGGGAAAGAAGAAAGGGAGGGAGGGAACCCAGCCCGCCUUGAUUGGCCUCAGCCGUGCCGCCUCCCACGAGCGCGUCGUUCAAAACUCCUCGAAAAGCGCUUUAACGUAGCAAACUUCGGUUCGAGACCAGAAAGUCGUGAGGCCAGUGCAGAAUGACAGCCGUAAUUGCGAAUAUCUUCAUCAGCUGCUGCUGGCAACACCCUGAGAAAAUAUCUGCCACCCAGAAAACCACAUACUAAAGAGUUUAUAUCUGGCACCUGACUGCAGUUCUUCUUAGCACGGACCGAGAUGCUUUGCAGAUUUUGAUAAUCAUCUGAAAGUACACCAGUGUCUCCACGUUUUGGAUGCAGUAGAAGUUGUUCCUAGGUAACAGUGGAAGAACUCUGACCGCUUUCUGAUAUUUUCCAUGAUCUGAGAAUAGCCAUUUGUUUCUCACUGGCAGCUAUACUCUGUACUGAUGAUCAUGAAUUUGUGUCAUCCCUUACAUCUUGCAAGAUCUGGAUCAGAAAGGCCACCAGCAGGAGACAGUCUUUAACGUCUUUGCUCCGUGACGCUUCAGAAAUGCAGAGGUCCGGCUUCGCAGGGGGUGCUGGAAGCCAGCGGCGGAUGGACCGCGUCUCCGCUUACUUGUCGCAGUGCAAAUCCGGCGGACCAAGGGAAAUGCCCCAAGAGAUCUGCGCCCUGGGGCGCCGGGGUCCCCUUGCCAGAGAGAGACACUGGGCAGGAAGGAAUGAACUGAUGAGAUGCUUCUCUCAAAUCUUGCCCCAAGCAAAGUGUUUCAAAAGUCAGCUAAAUCACGAAGUUGAUGACUCCGAGGAGAUAUCAGCCUCUGUCCUCCGCUGAGAAGGCACAAGCGGGAAUACUGCUUGAAGCUUCCUGAGCAAUUUGCAUCUGGCUUACCAGCAAGACACUGCAUCAGUAUGUCCAGCUAAGACAUGUAAGAACUACGUGUUUGAAGCAGAAAUGUCUCUGAGACCACUAAUGACCAUCUGCUGGGUGCCUCGUCAGGAUGGAUCGUCAGGAGCAAAUCCAGUUUGCUGCAUUUCCACACCCAGCCCGGUACCCGCAACAGCUCAUCGCUGGAGUGCAACCCAUGUGCUCCACUUGGUUCUUCUCUCUGUGCUCUCAAACGGGAUGUACAUAGAAGCUUAUCAGAGUGCUUUUGCAGGCUCCGCCAGCUACCCAAGCGCUGUACUGUCCGCUCGUUUAUCCUCAGCAUCUCUGCGCCUGCUGGCAUCGUGCUUCCAAGGGCCACGGUCCAAAAGGUGCCUGCCUCAUCUGCACGUUAUAAAUAGCACGGCAGCUCCCGGCGCGGCCUCGCUGAGCGCCCCGGCGGCCACCGCCCGUGCCCGGGCCAGCACGUCCGAGGCCACCCGGGUCACGCCGAGGCACUGCCGGCCAGUGCCCUGCCAGGCUCGGCCCCGGCGCCGCGACCCGCGGGGAGCAGCACGGCGGGGCCGGGCCGGGCAGCGCAGCCCCCUCCGGGGCGCGGGUGCUGGUGUGAGGGGGCCGGGGCCGAGACCCCCGCGCCGUUCUUGGCUCCGCCGCAGAGCCCAGAGGGGCCGCGGGACGGCCUCCCCCGCGGCGGCAUGUCCCGCACACCGCGGACAAAACGUGAACGGGACACAUUCUGGAAGCGCAAGCCCCGAUUCUCCAGGCCGAGCUGGCGGGGCCGGCGUUAUCUCGCCGCCGGCAUCCAUUUCCGCGGAGCCUCGGCGGGGGCGAUGCCCAGCCCCGGCAGCUCCUCGCGGGAGCGGCGAGCUGCAGCCCCGCUCAGACACCCGAGUCUCCCCGGGCGUGCAGAGCGCUCGGACCCGCCGCGAGUGUCUUUUGUAAGGGGAACGUGCCCCGCACUCGCUGCCUCCCGGGCGGGCACCGCACAGGGGGAGGCUGCUGGGAGACAAAGCCCCGCUCGGGCGGGGCACGGACCUCCCCCCCCGGGCCCUCCCCGCCCGCGGGGGGCUGCGAAGGGAGAUCGCGGCGCUGGCAGCGGCGUCCCAGCACGGCG
This is a messenger RNA of Corvus hawaiiensis (hawaiian crow), 2012 nucleotides long. Its product is annotated as serine/arginine repetitive matrix protein 3-like. The record is from RefSeq and is a predicted model, not a curated record. The transcript is spliced from 6 exons. Bases 968 to 1840 code for a protein of 290 amino acids. Lineage: Eukaryota; Metazoa; Chordata; Aves; Passeriformes; Corvidae.